AUGGCUCAAUCAGCAACCUAUUACAACCCUCCACCACCUCAAUCAACCUCUUCACGUUUCUCAUUACCCUCAACCACUUCACCUUCACCUUCCUCCACUUCAUCACCUUCACCAAGAAGAGAAAUUUCACGUGCUUCUCUCCCUCCAUCAGGAUUACAAAAUGUCUUCACACCGAUUCCUGGUCAAGGUAGAAAUGUUGGGAUAUUAGAUAGACCAUUGAAUAAGACAAGAGGAGGUGAAGUAUCAAAUUCAGCUUGGGCGUUUUUGUUCGCGGAGAUUAUAUCGUAUAGUCAAAGUAGGGUGGAUAGUGUGACUGAUUUAGAGAGAAGGCUAGCUUCACUAGGAUACGAAGCAGGUCAAAGGAUAUUAUCUCUUUUAUUACUUCGUAACACCCUUACGACUUCUUCAAAAGAUCCAAAAAGAGAACAUAGAUUAAUCCCAAUAUUACAAUUCGUACAUACUCAAGUAUACAAAUAUGUUUUUGGUAAACCUGCCGAUGGUUUGGAAAGGUCUGUAGAAGGUGAAGAUGAAUAUAUGUUGACUUGUAAUUCACCACCUUUGACUCAACAUAUUUCCAUACCGAGGGAUAUGGGUCAAUUAUCUUGUGAAGCUUUUACUGCUGGGUUAGUAGAAGGAGUAUUGGAUGGAUUAGACGUUCCCGCUAGAGUAACUGCACAUACCGUCCCGACAGACCAAUAUCCUCAACGAAGUGUCAUACUCAUUAAACUGGAUCAAAAGGUGAUGGACCGAGAAGAAAUUUUGGCCAAAUGA
This is a messenger RNA of Tremella mesenterica DSM 1558, 771 nucleotides long. RefSeq lists its product as uncharacterized. The transcript has 5 exons. Gene Ontology annotation, cellular component: TRAPPII protein complex; TRAPPI protein complex; TRAPPIII protein complex. Lineage: Eukaryota; Fungi; Basidiomycota; Tremellomycetes; Tremellales; Tremellaceae. The coding region runs from base 1 to 771 and encodes 256 amino acids. The record is from RefSeq and is a predicted model, not a curated record. Gene Ontology annotation, biological process: endoplasmic reticulum to Golgi vesicle-mediated transport.